Calypte anna (Anna's hummingbird) is the source of this 3275-nucleotide messenger RNA. It is a transcript of the gene SCUBE1, whose product is annotated as signal peptide, CUB domain and EGF like domain containing 1. The coding region runs from base 43 to 3099 and encodes 1018 amino acids. Gene Ontology annotation, molecular function: calcium ion binding. The transcript has 24 exons. The record is from RefSeq and is a predicted model, not a curated record. Gene Ontology annotation, biological process: signal transduction. Lineage: Eukaryota; Metazoa; Chordata; Aves; Apodiformes; Trochilidae. Gene Ontology annotation, cellular component: cell surface.
UAUCGCAGACAGGCACCGGGGGCCGGGGAUCGCAUCAUUAUCAUGGGCACUGUUUGCUUUUUGCGGCGCUGCUGUUUGCUUUUCGCUCUCGCCUGGGCCGGCAGGUUGGCGGGAGGCAGCGGGGGUGCAGAUGUUGAUGAGUGUGCAGAAGCCACAGAUGACUGUCACAUCGACGCUAUUUGUCAAAACACACCAAAAUCUUACAAAUGCAUCUGCAAGCCAGGAUAUAAAGGCGAAGGGAAACAGUGUGAAGAUAUUGAUGAGUGUGAGAAUGACUUCUACAAUGGGGGCUGUGUCCAUGAGUGUAUCAACAUUCCAGGCAACUACAGGUGUACGUGUUAUGAUGGGUUCAUGUUAGCCCAUGAUGGCCACAACUGUCUUGAUGUUGAUGAGUGCCAAGAUAACAAUGGAGGGUGCCAGCAGAUUUGUGUAAAUACUAUGGGCAGCUAUGAAUGUCAAUGCAAAGAGGGCUUUUUUCUGAGUGAUAACCAGCAUACCUGCAUUCAUCGCUCCAUUGAGGGUAUGAACUGUAUGAACAAAGAUCAUGGGUGUGCACACAUCUGCCGGGAGACGCCCAAAGGUGGGGUUGCCUGUGAAUGUAGGCCUGGCUUUGAACUUGCCAAAAACCAGAAGGACUGCAAAUUAACCUGUAACUAUGGGAAUGGAGGCUGCCAACACACCUGUGAUGACACAGAUACUGGUCCUGUGUGUGGUUGUCAUCAGAAGUAUGCCCUACAUUCAGAUGGCCGAACCUGCAUUGAGAAGGAUGAGGCUGCAAUUGAGAGUUCUGAGUACAAUGCCACGUCAGUAGCUGAUGUGGACAAGCGGGUGAAACGGCGGCUACUUAUGGAAACAUGUGCUGUCAAUAACGGAGGCUGUGAUCGGACUUGCAAAGAUACGGCGACAGGGGUGCGAUGCAGUUGCCCAGUUGGAUUCACCCUGCAGCCUGAUGGGAAAACAUGCAAAGACAUUGAUGAGUGCUUGGUAAACAAUGGUGGCUGUGACCAUUUUUGCCGAAACACUGUUGGCAGCUUUGAGUGCAGCUGCCAGAAAGGCUAUAAACUGCUCACAGAUGAACGGACCUGCCAAGAUAUAGAUGAGUGUUCCUUUGAAAGGACCUGUGAUCACACCUGCAUCAACUAUCCUGGAAGUUUUGAAUGUCUCUGCCAUAAAGGCUACACCUUGUAUGGACUGACGCAUUGUGGAGAUAUUGAUGAAUGCAGCAUCAGCAAUGGUAGCUGUGACUACGGGUGUCUUAAUACAAUGGGGAGCUAUGAGUGUGUCUGUCCACCUGGAAAGAAGCUGCACUGGAAUAAAAAAGACUGCAUUGAGAUGGUGAAAUGUCUCCCAAAUGCCAAACCAGCUCCCAAGGCUCAACUUGUCUGUAGUAAGACUGGAGGCAUAGAGACCUGCUUCCUGUCAUGCCCAUCCAAUACUCUUUUUGUUCCAGAUUCAGAGAACAGCUACACCCUGAGCUGCGGCGUUCCCAUCCAGCAAGGCAAAGCUCAGCAGAAACGCAACGCAACCCUGCCCAGCUGCUCAGAUUCAUUAGCCCCUCCAAUCAAGCAGAAAGCUCGGUUUAAAAUUAAAGAUGCAAAGUGCCAUUUACGGCCUCGCAGCAAAGAAAAAACAAAAGAUUCUGGGAAGCAAUCUGGUUUAGGAGGUCAAUUCCCUUGUACAGACAACUGCCAGGUGACCUUUGUGAACCUCAAGUGCGAUUCCUCCAAGAAAAAACGCCGAGGCCGCAAGUCACCAUCAAAAGAAGUGUCCCACAUCACUGCAGAGUUUGAAGUGGAGAUGAAGUCAGAAGAAGUCUCAGACACCUGUAACACUGACUGUGUUCGGAAAAGGAUGGAGCAGAAGCUGCAAACUGCAAUCAAAACAUUGAGGAAAUCUAUUAAUAAACAGCAAUUUUACAUUCAGUUUUCUGGGACAGAAUAUGAAGUGGCUCAGAAGCCAGCUAAAGCUACUGAAGGGCAUGAAGGUUGCAGUACAGGGCAAGUGCUGCAGGAUGGAAAAUGUGUUACCUGCAGCAUGGGCACCUUUUAUAGUGGAGAACAUAAUCAGUGCAUUCCUUGCUCACCAGGAACAUACCAAGAUACAGAAGGUCAACUUACCUGUGAGCCUUGCCCAAGUAACGAUGGACAGGGAGUAGCAGGAGCCCGGAAUGUGUCAGAAUGUGGAGGGCAGUGUUCUCCUGGGCACUAUUCUUCAGAUGGUUUUAAACCUUGCAGAGUCUGUCCUCUUGGUACAUACCAGCCUGAACCAGGAAGGACCCUCUGCUUUCCCUGUGGCGGUGGGCUUGUGACCAAGUAUGAAGGUGCUGUUUCCUUUCAAGACUGUGAAACCAAAGUUCAUUGUUCUCCUGGACACUACUACAACUCCACAACACACAGAUGUAUCAGAUGCCCUGUGGGAACUUACCAGCCCGAGUUUGGUCAAAACUACUGCAUCACCUGCCCUGGGAACACAAGUACAGAUUUUGAUGGCUCCACUAAUGUUACACACUGCAAAAACCAGCACUGUGGAGGGGAGCUUGGGGAUUAUACUGGCUACAUUGAAUCGCCCAACUACCCGGGAGACUACCCAGCUAAUGUUGAAUGCAUUUGGAAUAUAAAUCCACCCCCAAAAAGGAGAAUACUCAUCGUGGUACCUGAGAUAUUUCUCCCAAUUGAAGAUGAAUGUGGUGAUGUUUUAGUAAUGAGAAAAAGUGCUUCUCCUACUUCGAUUACUACAUAUGAAACAUGUCAGACUUAUGAGAGACCUAUUGCAUUUACCUCGAGAUCAAGGAAGCUCUGGAUUCAGUUCAAGUCAAAUGAAGGAAACAGUGGCAAAGGAUUUCAGGUCCCUUAUGUGACUUACGAUGAGGAUUACCAACAACUAAUAGAAGACAUUGUUCGAGAUGGACGAUUAUAUGCAUCAGAAAAUCAUCAAGAAAUCCUAAAGGACAAGAAACUGAUUAAAGCUCUCUUUGAUGUACUGGCACACCCACAAAACUAUUUCAAGUACACAGCACAGGAGUCAAAAGAGAUGUUUCCAAGAUCGUUUAUAAAGCUACUGCGAUCAAAAGUUUCCAGAUUUCUACGACCAUACAAGUAGUCCAGUGGUAUUCAUUUGGAGGCUUGCCACUGUCAGUGACUUCAUUGAAACAAAUUUAUCUCUGGAUUUCUGUAUACCAGUUGGUCCCCUUAAAGGUAUUUACAAUAGUAUAGGUGAGAAAUGAAGAACAGCAGUAGUCUUGUUUUUCUUUCUGUUAAUAGAACAUCUAAUUAAGU